GAUCCUCACACUUCAGCUCUCUACUUCCGCGAGUCCACUUCAGUUUAUCUUCACAUUUUAGAUCAAGGUUUUCCCUUUCCGUCGCCAGCACCAUGACACAUGCCUCCUCAAUGUAAGAUUUCACCCAGAUUUGAAGAACAUUAAACCCUAGAACCACAGAGCCAAACAAAUGUACGGUGCAAACCUAGAAUCACACGGAAAAAAGGAGGUAUCCAAAGUAAAAUUUGAAGAACAUUAAUGGGUUUGUCGAUACAUUACCUGUUUCUCGCCGCAGAUUUGGUGGGUUUUUUUUCUUCAUCAUGGUGUGGAGUCCUCUCGUCGCGGAUCUGGAACAAAGGAUCAGAGGAUGAGCCGAUGGGAAAAUCACGGGGAUGAGCCGAUGAGGAUUAAGGGAGGGGGGAGAUGAAGCACGGUGCGUUGGGUUUCUGGAGAUGAAGCACGGGUUUAAAAGAGCUGCAGAUUUCGAGGGGGAAAUCACAAUGCAUGUGAGGGGAAUGAGAGAAUCACAGAGAAGAAGAAGAAGAAGAAGAAGACGACUUAGAGAAUUUGGGGUUUUCGAAAUCGUCAGGGGAUUUUUUGCGAUUCACGGAGAAGAAGAAGAAGAAGAAGAAGAUUCAGGGCUUUGUGAGGAAAGUUGAGGGAUUUACAGUGAAGAAGUUGGAUUAGAGAAGUGAGGGGAUUGAGGGUUGAAACCCAGAAGCAGUUUGGGUUUUCCGUCGAAGCACACCUCCGAAUUCGAGACCGACUGAGGGCUUCGGGGAGUGUGGCUGGGGCAAGGAACCGGUUCGUUGAACCCGGUCCGGUCUGCCAUGUCAGAGCGAGAAAGAGAUCAUACAUAUGGCUGCAAGGUACAAUGUCGAUCCCCCAAUUCCCGCUGCAGAAUACUACAGUGGGUUGAUGCAAGCAUAUCUGGAUCAACUCCAAGUCGACCUGCGUCGUCAGCUUCAACAACAACGACACCAAUCAACAGAAGACGAGCCAAACCAGGCGGAGAAAGGACCUGUCCAACAAAUCAGUACCACUAUUACUACUGAUGAUUCUGCAUCAUCCACCUUCAGUGAUGAUGAGGAGGCCUUCUUGAAGGAGCAUGACGAUGAGGCAGAUUAUUCAUCAGGAGAUUAUUCAGAAGGAGAUUCUUCAGAGGGAGAUUAUUCAGAAGGAGAUUCUUCAGAAGGAGAAGAUUAUUCAGAUGGAUAUCCCUUCACUAGCCUGGUGGUCUCGGUCCUGGCAGAGUUAGGAAUUUAUCUUAGUGACGACGAAUUAGAUGAAUUAGAUGACUAAUUAAUCUAAGUAAAAUUAUAGAUUAAUUAGUUAUAAUAAAUAGAUUAAUGAUAUUUUUUUUUCUCUCAUUCAAUGAAAAAAUUUCAUUGCCAUUGUCAUUCAUGUAUGUACGUUU
Molecule: messenger RNA, 1396 nt
Organism: Juglans microcarpa x Juglans regia
Lineage: Eukaryota; Viridiplantae; Streptophyta; Magnoliopsida; Fagales; Juglandaceae
Exons: 4
Coding region: 838-1281 (147 amino acids)
Source: RefSeq, a predicted model, not a curated record